CAUCACCAAAAUCUUUCUUCUUUUUUGCUUGUUCUCAGCAUGAAGCAGAGGACUUUUGCUAGACUGAUGCUACUCUUUCUUGCUUUCUCUUACAUUCUUCUUCUUCUGCACCUAUGUCCAACUGCUGCAGUUCCUACCUCAAGAAGCCACCUCAAGCACAUCAAGGAACAGUCAGCCUCCGUCCCAGAUUUAUUUUCUGAGGAGGCAAUGGAUGUGACUGAGGAGCAGCAUGGAGAAGGAGAAGGGUCAAUUGAAGAGAGGAUGUUGAAAGACUAUCCAGGGCCUGGAGCCAACAAAAACCAUGACCCAAAACCCCCAGCAAGAGCUUGAAAAUCCCAAACUAAAUACCUCGAUCAUACGUACAGAGACCGAGGCAAUUUCAAACAAAGUUUGGAUCUUGGUUUUUGGAAGUCUUAUGUCUUUCAAAAAUAUUAUGCUCUUUACUUGUGAUCGUAGUAAGGUUGUUUGUCUAUAUAGACUGUUAUAAUCUAGAUUGAGAAAGUGAAUGGAGAGAUAUCACUUUCCACAUUAAGGAGAAUGUUCUGGGUGUAUUGUAAAUUAUUACCGAUUUCUAUUAUCUUUGGAGACUUGUCUUUCUGUGCUUCAUUGUCCGUUU
Molecule: messenger RNA, 616 nt
Organism: Rubroshorea leprosula
Lineage: Eukaryota; Viridiplantae; Streptophyta; Magnoliopsida; Malvales; Dipterocarpaceae
Source: the annotation of a GenBank genome assembly